This is a messenger RNA of Protomyces lactucae-debilis, 763 nucleotides long. RefSeq lists its product as uncharacterized. The record is from RefSeq and is a predicted model, not a curated record. Bases 149 to 475 code for a protein of 108 amino acids. NCBI's taxonomy places the organism in Eukaryota, Fungi, Ascomycota, Taphrinomycetes, Taphrinales, Protomycetaceae. The transcript has 9 exons.
GAAGAGGAGUCUUCCACAGACAGUCUCGACGACUACAACAGGCUCGCAAGAUCUAUUGAGCGUAUCGAUAUACCAUUUAAGAUCCAAGCGCACGUCGCAUGGCUUCUCUAGAACCGACAGUCCCUCUACAAAGACACUACAACUCGCAAUGGAACUCUGGCCACGAACGCCAUUACGCGAUGCCACAUGGAACAAUAUCACUGCACAUGCACGGACGACGGUCAUUCACAAGUUGGAAACGGCUGUCCCUGUGCUGGGACGAGCUCAUGGACAUUGUAUUGCCUUGACUAUCUGCCAGCACCACACGGAGGUGAUGAAUGAAGCGAGAGACUGCUACUGCUGCUCUUCCCAAGACGAUGAUAUCAGCCACGAGCAGGACGUUGCCCAUGGAGUGUCAUCUGCUCGCGUCGAUAACGAGAAUACCCGCUGCGAGACACCCGCUUCCAUCUUCUCUGAAGACAAUGGUAUUGACUAGGCUGCAUCGAGAGUUUUGCAGCCAACGUCGUCUCAGCACAAUCGUCAAGCAAACAAGAAUUCUCAUGUUUCCAGAAGUCAAGCGAAGAUCGAUCUACCUCCUCGUCUCGCAAAUCUGGAAGAACAUCAAAGCUAUCACACAGAGCACAGGACGCUGAGCAACUCAGCGCUACCAUGACCAAGGCCAAGACUGCAGCAUCACAAGCGAAAAAGGCGCGCAAGUCUGCCAAGAAGGCCAAAAAAGCGGCAGCACGUCUGUAGUGUGUCGUAGAUGGUCUAGUUGCUACAC